AUGUCUCCAUCGCGCUGGUUGGACGUUGGCUUUGCCGUCAUUGUGACAACUGACGGGUCGGCGCAAACCAACAAUCCUGUCAUUCAAGUACCAACUGCAAACCUCCUCUACGGAUACAAAGUACACACCACCUUGUCCGUACCGGCAAUUUGGCACACGAACUCGGGUUUGGUGGGCUACAUUGUCAUUGCUGCAGCUUUCCCCCUUCCCCGGGUUAUCAAAUAUGGGUAUCUCUACGACGUCCCGGAUAUGCCUCCCGGGCCAAACGGAUCACUAAGGUGCUACCCGUACGGCGCGCACAAAAUAGCCGUUUACCAGCUGCCGAGUCAUCGACAAAUUCUCCGCUUGCUUGUCUCUUCGACGCUUCUCGGCCGUAGCCGAAGAAUGGCUGUGUUUGCGCUGUGCUGCGUUGCUGCGCAUCCAGAUCCGCCGAAACAAGACGAGAUAGCAACGACGGCAGCCCCUCAUACCCAAUUCCGGACAUCAUGGGCCACGCCUCAGCUCACCGAGCCCUCAUCAUCACGCGGCAGACACACCACCACCCGACUGAGUACACGCCACAUCGUGAACGAAACGGCCCAGCAAGAUGAGACAGCGUGA
Colletotrichum paranaense is the source of this 600-nucleotide messenger RNA. RefSeq lists its product as uncharacterized. The transcript is spliced from 3 exons. Bases 1 to 600 code for a protein of 199 amino acids. Lineage: Eukaryota; Fungi; Ascomycota; Sordariomycetes; Glomerellales; Glomerellaceae. The record is from RefSeq and is a predicted model, not a curated record.